Molecule: messenger RNA, 9514 nt
Organism: Chilo suppressalis (striped riceborer)
Lineage: Eukaryota; Metazoa; Arthropoda; Insecta; Lepidoptera; Crambidae
Source: the annotation of a GenBank genome assembly
CACCUCUAUACGUGUAUAAAGCAGCACAAAUUAGUGACAUUUAAAAGAGCAGCGAUCUUAGUGCAACAAGUAACCGGCCGCCCGCCCGCCCGGCGAGCGAGGGGCGGGCGGGCGGCAGUAACGUCGCGACUAUGGCCACGAACGGACGUACGAAGCGUUCUCAGUCGAUAUGUGCGCCGGCUUCCGCGAGUAUGGAGGCGCUCGCGGCGCCGAUGGAGACCACGCCGGCGCCGCGCCGUCGCCCCGCCACGCGUUCCCAGUCCGCCAGGAUCACCGGUGGCCGCUCCGUCCGCCAGCGACGACAGCAGCAGCAGCAGCAACUCGACCGGGAGACCAGAGCUCGCUAUAGCUCUGAACCUCGACUCGCCGAAACGGAAACUCCACCGCAAGUCCGCAGGCAGGCCUCCGCCCGCCGCCGCCCGCCUCCCGGCCAGCACAGCCAACCGCGACGCUCCAACGCCUUCCUCGACGUCCCUCGCAACACGCUCCAGCCUGACGAGGAACCAGACGAGGACUCCUACCGACUCCGCACCUUCAACAUCACCCAGAAAGGAGGCAUAGUGAACCGCGGCGACUCGUUCCGGCGUCGGCGGUCGCGGUCCGGCAGCUUAGCACCAUCCUCUCCGGCGCAGUCUGCGCCCGAACCACAGGAGCGCAGGCCAGUCGCCUGCCACAGAGUAGCGAUGGUGGGCGCUCCAGGGGUCGGAAAGACUGCGCUCAUCAGUCAGUUCCAGACCAGCGAGUGCAUCAACGCGUACGACAGACAACGAGGUGAUGUCGACAGUUCAGAACAAAAGGUGUCCAUAAUGUUGAACGGGGAGGAAUCAGAAUUAUAUUUUGUGAACUGCACUAGUACAAAAGAAGAAAUAGAGCGGUCCGAGCCUCCUGACGCGUUCGUGGUCAUCUACUCAGUGGUGGACAAGGCGUCCUUUCAGAAAGCGGAGCAAGAGCUGGCAAGGCUGAUGGACUGCGAUAUGCUGCGAGCGCGACCCGCGCUGCUAGUCGCUAACAAAAUCGACUUGGCUAGGAGUCGAGCGGUGUCCACACAAGACGGCAAAUGCUUAGCCUGCACAUACAAAGCGAAGUUCAUUGAGGUGUCAGUGGGCAUCAACCACAACGUGGACGAACUAUUAGUUGGCAUACUCAACCAGAUCAGACUGAAGAGGCAGCAAUACGCAGAGGGAGGGAGGGAAUCCUCACCAGCGCACUGGUACAAAUCAAGAGGUGUCGUCCGCGCCAGCAUGAAAGCGCGCCAAAUGUUAACGUGGAUAUUCGGCAAGGAGGAUUCGAAAUUCAAAAACUGUGAGAACUUACAUGUACUGUGAGUGGAAAGCGACUCGCCGGAACCGGUUUUCGUGUAGAAACUUUGACUUUAAAUGACUGUGUUUACUCUGUGGUCAGUGCGCGGAUUUAAAAAGAAUGGUUGAAUAAAGUUAGGCAAUGGAAUUAUAAAAUUUGGAUAAGCGUUUGGGUUUUAUACAUAAUGGAUUUCGUGCCUUUUUUUAUUUUUUUUCGGUGAACAAUUUUAUAAGGCGCUGCGCUAAUGUGGACACUUUUGUGUCUUGUGUCGGAAACAAUCUACCAAUUAAUAUUUGAUUUCUAUAGAACCAGUAUAAAAUAAGCUGCUCCCUGUCUAGACGUAAUUUUUUUUUGUGUCCAGUUGCUUCCAGUUAAAUACUCGUUGACGAUCAAAAGAUGUUCAGUGUUGAUAACUAGAAACUAAAAGUCGUCAGUUGAAGACACAAGACACACAAUUCCCUUACAAUUGUACCAUUAAUUAACACAAUCAGCAAACAUAAUGUUUCUUUAUUACUCCCAAUGUGAAACUGACGGAAAAUAAGGAACGAAUUGUACCAGUGACCAACCGGCCUAUUCGAUGACUUUUUUGACAUUUACACUAUGUAACUAAAGAGAAAAUUGCAUAUUCAUCGAUGCUAUUCGGAACAAGUAUCUUAGUGGCGUUAUAAUAAAGCAGUAGUGGAUCACUAAUUAGCUCGGUGAUUAUCACUACCAUCUGUCAAAAGUAGUUAGCGAAUAGGCCUACCUAAGUAGCGACAGGUGGCUGCGUCGAUCACCGCUAUAGCAGUGCUAUUCUGUAAGAACAAACUUAGUUUUCACCAUUUUAUUAGAACACGAUUUUCAAAUAAAUUUGAAAUCUACUUCCGUGGUGAAAAAUGAGUUUAUUGAAAUCUGAGUUAUAUGAGUUUCACAGCAGUUACUUGUGGUGGUGUGCCGUGUCGGCAACAAAAGUGUCCACGUAUGCGCAGUGCCUUUAUAAUAACAUACUGGUCGAAAUGUUUAUUUUUAUUAAGACUUAUUUUAUACUAUCUAGUAUCGAGAAUUCUUUAAAAACGACUUCUCGGAAAUUCAUAAGGUACUUUUUUGUGAGAGAUUAAUUAGAGUAGUUUUUACUGUGACUAUAUUAUUAAGGUUUGUGUCAUAUAAAGCCAAAGAUCAUGGUAUUCGUCAGUGUUAUAUAAUAUAUCAUAUUGUGCCAAUUUUGAGAGAAUUUAACAUACGUACUUAAUUUGCUAAUAUAAGGUUAGAUUUAAAGUAGCUCGUAAGUGAUAUACAGUAUUUUCGUCAGUACAUUAUACUUAUUAUCAAUAUUGAACGUAUCAGCAAUAAUAUUUAUGCGUUAAGUAUAGCAGUGGUAUUGAUUUUGACUGAUCUUCUUUGUAUAACCUAUCGUUCAAAUCUUAGUCUGACUAUUAAGUGUCGCCGCACACGGGCCACACGCCAAAGUCACAAACGCCGCCACGAGAAGUUAGAAGCGGCUACUAAAGUGGCUGAAGCGCGGGACAGCGGCCGAAUAAGGAAAAGGAGAGAGGGGUAGGGAAUAGCGCGAGUGACGUGUGGCGGCGUAUUGUAUCGGCGCAUUAAGUGGCCGGUGCGGGCCACAAGAAGCGACCAACGACGAUUUGUAACGUGUGGCGGCCACCGGCGUACCGUGUGUGGCGAGUCCAUAUAAAAUGUAUGAAAACUACAAGAAAUAUGCCGGUGGCGGCGUUUUGUGGUUGUGGUCGGUGGCCCGUAUGCGGCGACACUAAGAGGGGAGGCGCGCUAUGUUUUUUCCGUACAAACGUUCUCGACUGAUUCUCCGAGCAAAGGUCACAAUAAUGAGGUGUUCGUUGAUCAUAUUAUUAUCAGUAUAAUUAUAAUUCUCAAAAUAUUAAUAAUGAUGUAACAAAAAUCUAAAAGCUGAAGUACCUUUGACAGCAUAUUAACCUACGAAAAAAACUGUACCAGAAACUAAAUUAUUUGUUGGGAUACAUGAAAGUUCAUUCUGUAGCUGUGACAUCAUCACGAAGAUACACACAGACAGACGAUGUGGGGUAAUUUAAUUUAUAAAGCAGUAGUAUGUGAGUGGCACAAAAUCAAUAUCAUUGUUUAACAUAAUAUUUACUACACAAAUUAGUAAUUAAUGAAGUUAUAUUGGACCACUGUAAAAGAUAAAUUAUUGUUACGAAUAUUUCAAUACCUACACUUUUUAAUCGUAAUUAUGGUAUUUUCCCAAAGCCAAAUUUUCUAUUCCUUAUCAAUUUAUUCAAUGGAAGUAUUAAUCGGCUGCGAGACCUAUAUGACACUUUUAGGCCCGUAUUACAGAAAGAUACUCAGUGAUUGAUCUAGUCUUGGGCAUAGUUAGAAAGGGAUGUCGCUAUAUAUAGCACAUAGCGACAUCCCUUUCUAACUGCACUCAAAUAAAGAUCAAGACUUAGUUGUCAUUCUGUAAUACGGGCCUUAGAUGUCGAUCAUUUGAACUCAAACUCAACAUUAGGAAAACUUUACUAGCAUCAAUAUCAAGAUAUAUUAGGAUACCUACUCCCUCAAUUGUACCUAGAUACGUCUAUUUAUUAUAUUCGUUAUUAACACACCGUAAUAUUGUACUCUUUUUCAAACAAUAUAGAAAAAGAACCUACUACAAUAUUCAAUGAAAAAUAACUUAACUUCUGAUUAAGUAAAUCAUAAUCAAAACAGAUCCAAUUUAUAACAUACCUAUCUUUAAAUAAAACAAGUUUCAACGGGUUAAGGGCAUCUAUGUAUAUAAAACUCAAAGGUGACUGACUGACAUAGUGAUCUAUCAACGCACAGCCCAAACCACUGGACGGAUCGGGCUGAAAUUUGGCAUGCAGGUAGAUGUUAUGACUGAGGCAUCCGCUAAGAAAGGAUAUUGAUCAAUUCUACCCCCAAGGGGAUAAAAUAGGGAAUGAAAGUUUGUAUGAAACUUUGUCAAUUUUAAACCUAUCGGGCUGAGACUUUGCAUGCAGGUAUAAGAAAAAAUUGUGUAUAAUACAAGCCUGAGAACAAAAACUGUGGUCCACACUUCAGCUCUACACCGAAGCGAAGCGAGGGCGGGCCGCUAGUAUUUAAUAUAACAAGAGUCAGCUCGACCAAAAUUUCAGUAACGUUCUUUCUCACAGCCCAAUAAUGCCAAUAUUUUUUUUAAAAAACGAGGAAUUUUUGAACAAACUUAAAUUCAGGGCAUAUAUACCAGCGGCUAUGGUGGAACCCAAAGGAAUACUGCGUUUUGGACUAUCGCGGAAUUUUGCGCUCUGUCACUUGGCGAACAAAAUGCUUUGAAUCGUUUUCCACAGUAGUUUUUACUACCCGCCUUCGCGCCAGACGCAGCAAUCCGGCCACCGCACAAGAGUAAGACAGAGCGCAUUUCAUUGAUUGAAUAAUGAAUUGAAUUGCAUUGGUUUUAGUUGCAAUUUGUCAUCCGCAUCGUGAUCGCGACAGCGCUAUACGAAAAAGUAAGACAGCGAUAAUUACAUGUCUAUGAAUGAAUUUUUACUACGCCGCCGCUACCGCAAGCGAUUAUGGCACUAUGGGUGACAGAGCGGGUCUUUCCGCGAGUGUACCUACAAGCAUCAUUGAGCAACGAACAGUUAGAUGAACUGAUUUUAUUCAUUUAUUGACGUUUCGCAUCCUUUGCAGGAAUGCCUCGUCGGAAUAAUAUUUCGACGUCAAUAAACAAAUAUACUCAGUGCAUCUAACCAGUUGAAACUUGUUUUAUUUAAUGAGUGAUGUGCGUGAAAACCUAAGAAACAAAUAAACCUAUCUUUAAUAUUCCUAUAAGUACUUAAUAUCAAAUGAGCUUUUACUCUUACAAAUCAUAGAAAGAAGUAUUUAGAGUCAAACAUGACAACAUACUUACUAUAAUUCUACACGGGGCCACGAUUUUCCUUCCAAGUUAAUCUUAAAAUUUUCCCUUCACGCUAUAUUUUCUGAUGUUGCACUGGUGAAAGUAGGCUUGGCGGCUGUAUCAAUAAUUCGUGUCCGAAAGAAAAAAUAAACAAAGAAAAUAUUACUAGAAAAAAUUCCACACAGACAGGUUAACAGACGGGACUUGAACCCGCACCCUUCGCUAUCUGGGCGAAUCCACUGAUCAUUAUGCUACCGCGGCCCUGAUGGCCGUGUCGAAUUAUUUCUAGCCUUUCUUAAGCUGCAAUUGCGGUGAGCGUGGAUUUUUUUCUUGUUAACUUUUCUUUAAGAUUUAAACAUCUAGCAGUUAAAUGCUUAAAAAAAUUUUAAAUUAAUAAAUUUAAAAAAUAUGACUCAUUUUAAUGUCACAGUUUGCGUGCACGUGUUACGUGAUCUGAGAUGUUACACAGAAAUUGGGGUCCUAUAAAAGAGAUGCAAAGAUGCAUCCAAUAGAUCGACAAGGCGAGGGUGGUUAUCUAAGCAUCAAUACGGAUUUGCUCGAACUUUUUUUAUAUAUUAAAAAACUUAUUGCAGCAGCUUCCACAGUAUUAAAGGAGUACUAUUAUUGCCUCGUUUAGACGACGAGGAGCUCGGUGGCGCAGGUGGUUAGCGCGAUCGUUGUAGUUAAGCAACUUUCGCAGUGGUCGGUCAUUGGAUGGGUGACCAAAAAUUUCUAUCUCGAGUUCCUCCGUGCUUCGGAAGGCACGUUAAGCCGUUGGUCCCGGUUGCAUCUGCAGUCGUUAGCACCCGCCAAUCCGCACUGGGUCCGCGUACUGGGUCAUGGCCCAAAUCUCCCUAUUCCAUCCAUAGGGAAGGCCUGUGCCCCAGCAGUGGGGACAUUAAGAGGCUGAUGAUGAUGAUGAUGAUGAUGAUGAGUAUUGCCUCGUUUAGACAUGAAAUAACCUCCGUUCAACUAUCCGCCCACUAAAUUAGUAAUGCCCUAUCAUUAUCAUUUAAUUUAGUAAUGCCCUAUCAUUAUUACAUUAAUAUAACAAAGGCGAAAGUUUAUGAGUUUGUGAGUGUGUUUGUUUGUUACUUCGUCACGUCUAAACAACUGGAGCGAUUUCAAUAAAAUUUGGUGUGGAGUUAGCUGACACCCUGGAUUAACACAUAGGCUACGUUUUACUGCGGGAAAAUAUCCCCAAUAAACUUCAGGUAACACCGCGGGGCACAGCUAGUGUUUCAAUAAGAUCGGCAGGAUUGUAAGCAUGAUGCUGGGAAUAUCUUACAUACGAGGCAUUUCAAUAAUAUUGCGUUUUUGUAAUGAAAAGAGGCGGAAAUAUACAAAGCAUUUCACGUAACCUCAGGCUAUACUUUCGAUGGACGCAAACAAAGUAUUCAGUUAUUUUCUAAAUCUUUUUUUCAGCUCUGUGAAAAUAUUACACUGUGGAUUUUUCGCGCGUUAAAAACGGUACAGACUUGCACUAUAGAAACUUAUACAAAAUAUAUACUGAAUGAAAAAAAUGUUUCAUGGAGUCUUAACAGCGCUUCGAAGUUAUCCUCAACUUUUUGCGAGCAUUCAAACCGCCUGCCUACUCUCAGUAGGAAAAAGAUUAUUUACUAAAAACGAAAACCAUUACGUUUUCAACAUAAGAAAUGAUGUGGUGAAACAACUUAGGUAUUUAUUCUUGACUGAAGUUUAAAAUUUUACGAUAUUGCUUAUAGCUACACAGUCGCAAAUGAUUUGGUGUAGUAAAUCCUUUUUUUUACCUGUACCCUUAUCACGAACCAAUUAUCGAAUUCGAAUAGUUUGCGAGUGCGAAAUGUCAAUGUCAAAUUUCGUAUGGAAACUUGGAGAGCAGCGCCACAAAGUAUGUAAUGGUACUAAGGGUACAAUACCCUUAGCACGAACCAAUAUCGAAUUCGUAACGUUUGCGAGUACGAAAUGUCAUUGUCAAACGUGUACUGAUUUUUAGUUCUCGUUACAUACUUUGUGGCGGUGCUGUUCAAGUUUCCAUACUAAUUUAUAUAUGUCAUUUUCGCACUCGCAAACUAUUCGAAUUCGAUAUUGUUUCGUGCUAGGGAUACAGUACUCCAAGUACAAACUUUGACGGAUCCGUAUUCGUAUAGCCAACGUCAAAGGUUCUAUGUAAACAAAGUAGAGCCUCAUAGGAACAAACUAACUUUUUCCAUAUGCCGCAAUUACAUUUGGUCGGUAACUCGAAUUCGGAUGCACGAAAGGCAUUACUCGAAUUCUGGCGCCCGAAGCAAUAUUUACACUAGAAUACGAGCUGGUAGACUCUGUUCAAUUACACUUUUACGUGUAGACGUUUACCCGAAUUCCAUUAGCACUCGUAACAAAAGCCUCUAACUACCAAGUGUGUAAUCGCGCCAAUAGAAAAGUUUCCAUGAUACAAUUCCAAGUACCUCAAGCACGAAUAACUGGCGACUUUCUCGCCAGUUAUUCGUGCUUGAGGUACUUUAUUCGUUCUUCCCGCCAAAACUCUUCACAAUACCCCUAGCACGAACCAAUAUCGAAUUCAAAUAGUUUGCUAGUCCGAAAUGUCUAUGUCAAAUUUUGGAUGGAAACUUGAACAGCAGCGAUAGAACGGACGUUACGAGAACUAAAAAUCAGUACACAUUUGACAAUGACAUUUUGCACUCGCAAACUAUUCGAAUUCGAUAAUGGUUCGUGCUAAGGGUACAGGGGGAAAAAACUUAAAAGUGUAUACUUAAUUAUCAUCACGGUCAGACUCCAAAACUAAGUUUAAGUAAAAAAUGUAUUAUAUUAAAUCUCGCGCAUGCACCUAUGGAUUUGAUGACAUUGUAGACAUACAUAUACAUUAUAUUGUAUCGUAUAUCUUAUAAAGGUAAGUAACUAUUAGUGAUAUUUAAUUUAGUUUAAAUUUUUAUUUAAUUUUUUGGUUAUGCUGUACCUGUUUUAACAAAAUGUACUUAAAUCUGUAUAAACUUGAGUGUAAGCAAAUUUUAUUAUUCAACAUGACAAAAGAGUCAAUAUGUUAAAAUGUAAUGUACUUAUAUUAAUUAAAGAACAGUGUUUGUUUUAUAUUUAAACUAAGAUGUAUAAUUUAGUAGGUAUAAAUUUUUAAAUAAUUGUAAUGUUUUCGUUGAAAAAUACAACAUUAUAUAAUACAGCCAUUUGGUAGAUUUACCUGGAAAGUUUUCCGGGAGAUUUGAAAAUUGGUAGUUUUAUAGAUUUUGGGGUGCUCUUUCCGAAUUUCGACUUUGCCACCUCGUAUUUUUGCCGCUGGCGCCGCCAUAUUGGAAAAAUGACGCCUAAAAGCAGUUUUCUGACAAUAUCUCCUUUCCGACUCAUUUUACGAUAAAAACAGUUAUAUACAAAAUGAAACAAGAGACAAUUGCCUACAAUUUGUUUAUCUACCUUUUUUUCAUUAAGUCAAUAGUUUAAGCGUACGAGCGCCGCAAAGUGUACUCCGACGCGCAUUUUGGCCAAAAAAACUCAAUUCCACACCACCUUGAGGUAGAGAAAGUGGCGCGUUUUUUUUUAAUGUGGUAUCCCCAAUAGGCAAGAAAUGAGUUUUAACAAGCUUUCUGGAGCAAAAAAGUACCUCAAAAUUAAUAAAAUUACCAAAUUUCAAAACUCCCGGUAAACUUUUCAGGUAACCACUAUAUUUGUCACCAAAUGACUGUACUAAUAACCAAAUAGAUAUUAAAUAAAUGUUUUGCCUGAAACAGUGUUUUCUGAGACUAAAUCACGGAACAAUGAUCUGAAUAUGUAAAAAAAAAUUUUUUUUUAAAAGGUAUUUUCUGGUCAUUGUCACGGCUCUUACAUAACCUUACCUAGUAUGAAGUUUCAACUCUCAGGCGCAAUAAGUGCAGCCAAGUUAGUUGAUCUGUAUUUUAAUACACCCUAUUUAUCAAAUUGUUAAUUAAACCUUUUGAAUUACGAUUCGAGUCAGUGCCUUUUAUUGUUAUGUAUGUAACUUAUUAUAAACCUACGUGUUUCGAUUAGUUAAAUAAAGUUUAGAAAUUUACAUUUAUAAAUUAAAUAUAUAAGGGAAAGAUUACUCAAAAUAUUAAGUUUUAUCGAAUAUCCCAUUGUCAUAUGCACACCUACGUCAAACCAGUGUUAAAAAAAGUUAUUGUGUUUUAGUUUUAACAAUAUUCGUAAAUUCCCUAGUCUUAAUCUUUCCUCAUACAAUAACAAAUCUCAUAAAAGCUGGCAAAAUCUAGGUAUUACAUUGUUAAAAUUUUAACCAAUUUAAAUUAUUAUAUAAUAAUUAUAAAAUUUACAAUUGUAAGAUUUAUUUGAUAUGUAAGAUUGAUUUGUAUUGUAAGAUUCUAUGCUAUAAUUAUUCUGUUAACAUUUAAAUUUAAAAAGUAAUAA